AUGAAGCUCAAUCUCUCCCUCACGUUCGUCGCAGGCCUCGCCGCUGCCGCCAUCGGCGUCGACGCCGGCGUCCACAAGGCCAAGCUGCAGAAGCUCCCGAGCGCUGCCAAGCUCACCCCCGAGCUGCUUGCCGCCCAGGCCGAGAUCCUCCAGCUCAAGUACGGCGGCGCCAAGCAGGCUCCCUUCAAGUCGGGCAACAAUGCAGAGCACGACUUCAGCAUCCAGCCCGUCGAGCAGGCCAGCGAUGCCAGCGCCUGGUACGCCGAGGCCAAGAAGGGCCACGGCGUCCCCCUGACCGACUUCCUCAACGCCCAGUACUUCUGUGACAUCUCGCUCGGCACCCCGCCGCAGGAGUUCAAGGUCAUCCUCGACACGGGCUCGGCCAACCUCUGGGUCCCCUCGACCCACUGCUCGUCGAUUGCCUGCUUCCUCCACAAGAAGUACGACAGCUCCGCCUCGUCGUCCUACAAGAAGAACGGCACCGAGUUCAAGAUCCAGUACGGCUCCGGCUCCAUGGAGGGCAUCGUCUCCCAGGACACGCUCAAGAUUGGCGACCUCACCGUCAAGGGCCAGGACUUUGCCGAGGCCACCAGCGAGCCCGGCCUCGCCUUCGCCUUUGGCAAAUUCGACGGCAUCCUCGGCCUCGCCUACGACACCAUCAGCGUCAACGGCAUCGUGCCCCCGCUCUACCAGAUGAUCAACCAGGGCCUCCUCGACGAGCCCGUCGUCUCCUUCUACCUCGGCUCCUCCGAGUCCGACGGCGGCGUCGCCACCUUUGGCGGCAUCGACGAGAACCACUACGACGGCAAGAUCCACUGGGCGCCUGUCAAGCGCAAGGGCUACUGGGAGGUCGGCCUCGACAAGCUCGCCCUCGGCGACGAGGAGCUCGAGCUCGACAACGGCUCCGCCGCCAUCGACACCGGCACCUCGCUCAUCGCCCUUGCCCAGGACACGGCCGACAUCCUCAACGCCGAGAUUGGCGCCAAGAAGGGCUGGAACGGACAGUACAGCAUCGAGUGCGAGAAGGUUCCCAGCCUGCCCAAGCUCACCUUCUACAUCGACGGCAAGCCUUUCGAGCUCGAGGGCAAGGACUACAUCCUCGAAGUCCAGGGCUCGUGCAUCUCGAGCUUCCAGGGUCUCAACCUGCCCGGCCCGCUCGCCGACCUCAUCAUCGUCGGCGACGUCUUCCUGCGCAAGUACUACUCGGCCUACCACCUCGGCAAGAACGCCGUCGGCCUCGCACCGUCGCGGGCAUAG
Molecule: messenger RNA, 1257 nt
Organism: Pseudozyma flocculosa PF-1
Lineage: Eukaryota; Fungi; Basidiomycota; Ustilaginomycetes; Ustilaginales; Ustilaginaceae
Exons: 4
Coding region: 1-1257 (418 amino acids)
Biological process (GO): proteolysis
Cellular component (GO): fungal-type vacuole
Molecular function (GO): aspartic-type endopeptidase activity
Source: RefSeq, a predicted model, not a curated record